CGGGAGUUAGUCAGGUUAUAUUCGGUUGUGUAGAUUAGCUCCCUUUUAUUAGAAACGCCAUUUGUAUAGAACUAAUCUUAUUUCGUUAGUUUUUAUUGUUCAAAACUAAAAUGACAGAAUCACCAAGUAGUUCAGAGGGAGGAGGUAAGUCCAGCCUCUUGUCACAGCUGCAACAUUUCAACAAGAAAAGUCUUAACAAAACAGACACUGCUAUAAAAACUGAGGAUGGUAAAAUAAUUCGAGAGUUCCGAGACGAUUCAGGGAACUGUAGAACAGAGGUCACAAAUAAAAAACAGUAUGGGUUUGUCCCAGAUGUGCUUAUGGAUUUUCAAGUUGGAGAAAUUAGGGACAAUCUUAUAUUCGGUUCUCAAGAUGUGGCAGCAGAAUGGGGUAUACUUGAGAGAUAUGGUGUAACGCACAUUGUUAACAUCGGGACAUAUGUCAAAAACUACUUUGAAAACAAGGUCAAAUACCUAAACGUAAAAGUCAAUGAUACACCUGACACAAAGGUCCUCGGACACUUUGAUCGGACUUUCAAGUUUAUAGACGAGGGUAGGCAGGAUGGAUGUGUGUUUAUUCACUGUAAUGCAGGUGUUAGCAGGGCAUCUGCUUUCACAAUAGGCUAUUUAAUGAAGACAGAAAAUAUGACAUUCAAAGACGCUUUUGCUUAUGUGAAAAGUAAACGUCCGUCAGCAAAACCAAAUGUAGGAUUUGUUGAGCAGCUUACCGAGUAUGAAAAAACUCUAGAUCUGUCGAAAGAAUAAGAAGACUGUGUUAGUUCUGUAUACAUGUAUCCGUCCCUGCUUUUUAAAGGUGGUCAGUCUGAUUUUUUGUGAUGGUGUAAGUCGUUUCUUCGAAACUUUAAGGACCCGAUCAUUUACAUUUAUUUAUAUUCACUGUGCAGUCAGCUUUAUUGUUUGACUUUUAUUCAAGGCAUUUAAAAAAAAUCUAAACCGAAGUAGAAUUACAAAUACGCUGCACUUACUUUUUAUUUGGAAUCAGAUGUAUAGUUGUUAUUUACAUAUUUAGCAGCAUUUCUGC
Molecule: messenger RNA, 1041 nt
Organism: Mercenaria mercenaria
Lineage: Eukaryota; Metazoa; Mollusca; Bivalvia; Venerida; Veneridae
Product: dual specificity protein phosphatase 19-like
Exons: 4
Coding region: 111-764 (217 amino acids)
Biological process (GO): regulation of MAP kinase activity; protein dephosphorylation
Cellular component (GO): cytoplasm
Molecular function (GO): JUN kinase phosphatase activity
Source: RefSeq, a predicted model, not a curated record